CGCCUCUGGAAGAAAUUACAAAACGACGAGUUAGAUGGAAAUGUCGAUCGGUAAUCAUGUGAUACCGGAUCAUUUUACGUUUCGUGUGCCGUCGAAUGUUGGACGAAUUGAAAGCUUCGAGGGAGAUUUACGUUUUUUUCGAUUAUAAGUGAAAAACGAAAAUUACGUUGAGUUUGGUUCGAUCGUUCGCUUCGUUUGUUAGAAAUCGCAGUGAAAAUUGAAAUCGAGUCAAAAGUGUUCUUGGAAAAAUUCUAAAGAAGAAGAAAUCAUCUUAUCGUCUUAUCUUAAUGACAUGUUAAGAAGGGAAGCAUGGCUAAAGACUUUAAAAUUUGGCGAAUGAAAUAAUAGGAAGGUUUGGUGGAAUUUAUGAAACGUUAUUUCAAAAGUAAAUAAAAAGGUAAAUAGUCGUUGAAACUAUGGCUCUUUUAUCGAAUCACCACGAAUACCCAAUUUCUCCUGAAAUUGCAACGACCGUCUAUCAGUCCGCGACCAGAACUUACGAUACUUUGUAUCCUUCACCGUACAACUCUCCGAAUUACGAUCCCAUCAAGGUAUCGUACGGAGAGAAUUACGCGCAUAAAGGUGAGCUCACUCCGCGAAAAGACUCUGAGACGAUUAAUUAUGGGAAAGAGGUAGUCGUGAAAUAUUCCAGAACACCGGAUUCGUAUGAAAGAAGCUCCUUUAGCGUUUUGACACCUGUCACACCUCAAAGGUAUGAACCACAGCACGCGAUAAAUCAGACCAUUUCUCCAGGAACGAUGCUACACGAAGACAAUUCCAUGGAGUAUCAGCCAUCAGCCUAUUGUUACGAAACACCACCUCAAGAACAAAAGUUUCAAAUCCUCGAGAGCGGGAAACCGAUGCAAAUGGCUGUCGAACAACGAAGUAAUUCUUGGGAACCUGUCACAUCUGUACAGAAACAAGUAUCACCUACCAAUAGUCCCCGAAGAGGAAGACGACGGUCCAGGGAUAUACCGCCAUCGCCAAGCGUAUUAAAACGUCGACGUUUGGCAGCGAACGCACGUGAAAGACGUCGAAUGAACGGUCUGAAUGAUGCUUUCGAUAAAUUGCGCGAAGUUGUACCGAGUCUUGGAGCAGACCACAAACUUAGUAAAUUCGAGACAUUACAGAUGGCGCAAACUUACAUCGCGGCGUUGUGCGAUCUUCUUCAGGAACACGAUGGAAAGUGGCAGUGAAUCAACGUAAGUUUAUUUAUUUAGGUUAUACAUUGUGAAAUUAAAAAAUACAAUUGAAUUCUAGAUGAAAAAAUUAUGGUUUGUAGCCGAAUGAUGAAUAGAUAUAACAAAGAAAGAGAAAUAUAAGGACUGAUGAAAGGAAAAUUACAAUUAUUAUAAUAAAUAAUAUACUAUAAUAUAGAAAAUCUUUCGAAAAUUAGGUAUUUAAGUCUGUCAUUUAAUUUUUUACUUAAUAUGAAUCGUGUGUAAUAUUUUGUUGAUAAAAAUUAAUUUGCAUGUAAUUUGUACCAUUCAUUUAUAAAUUUAUAAUUAUAAAUUGUAUACGAUCAGACAGCUAAUAAUCCAAAGAAAUGUUCGAUAAGUUUAUGAACUUGCAUUAAAAACAAUUAGAUUGCCAUUAAAUAAAGGUUUUGAUAUUCGAUAUUAUUUUUAAUUUCGUAUCGGUGCCAUUAUUAUUAGUACAAUAUUUUAAAUAGUAUUUUUAUAUAAGUAUUAGAAACUUUAUAUAACUGUAUGAGCACAUAUAACGUAUUACGAAAUUAGAAUAGAAUUAAUUAUAUACAAAGAUGCUUUGUAAAGCAAUUUUCUAAUUGUAAUAAUACGUUUUGCUAUUUCGAAUUAUUUUAUAUUAUUUUAUAUUAAAUUAUCCGUUGGAAGUGUUAGUGAUUUAUGCAUGUAUUGUAUAUUUAUGUAUUUAUUGUGUAGCUAGUCAAAAAUAUUUUGAAAAACAAUUUCAAAAUUUGUAAAGCUAGUAAUUUUUCUAAACCGUCCAUUGAAUAGUAUAGAUAUUAUACGAAACCAAAGAAGACGAUUAUUAAACAAUGCCAUAAAGAUUCAAAGAUGUCGAAUAACAUCAAAUAACAAUUUAUAAAAUAAGUAAUUUUAUAAAUACGAGUAACAUUAUGUCAUUAUUAAAUAAAUUGAAUA
Apis florea (little honeybee) is the source of this 2123-nucleotide messenger RNA. RefSeq lists its product as uncharacterized. Lineage: Eukaryota; Metazoa; Arthropoda; Insecta; Hymenoptera; Apidae. Gene Ontology annotation, biological process: axon development; sensory organ development; positive regulation of transcription by RNA polymerase II. Gene Ontology annotation, molecular function: E-box binding; protein dimerization activity; DNA-binding transcription factor activity, RNA polymerase II-specific. The record is from RefSeq and is a predicted model, not a curated record. Gene Ontology annotation, cellular component: nucleus.